AUGGCAAAUAAUUCAACGCAUUUCUUCGCAGUACCAACCGAUGUUCUAAUGUUUUCAGUUGUUUUUAAAUUUGUCGCAAUGAUUAUUGGAAUUUUGGGAAAUAUGACAGUUAUAAUUUAUGCAAUUUUGACGAACAAGGAAAAGACAGCGACAUCUUAUUUGGUAGGAAACUUGGCAUUGGCAGAUCUUCUCGUUUGUGUAACCUUUUAUCCAAUAUGGAUCAUUGAGUUUACACUGACUAUAUUAAACAUUGAUAGUGAUCAGGAUCUGUUUUGUAAGUUAAGUCGUUCUACCAUCUGGUCAUUGCUGUUCGCUUCAGUGGCUACACUUCUCGCCAUUACUGUUGAUCGUUAUUUCUAUAUUGUAAAACCUCUCAAGUAUUCGCUGAUUGUGACCAAACGAAGAGCUUUUUUAGCUAUUUCAGGAAUUUGGCUGACUACGUGUUGCCUUUUCGUUCUUUCACUUGUUCAUUGGAGAAUGUCUGAUUUCAGAUUAAGAAGUUUUUGUGACAUUAAUGAUUAUAUACAUCAUUCUAUAGAAAUUUUGGUUGGUUACUUACCGCUUACUUUAAUAUUAAUUCUUAAUAUCCGAAUUUUAAUUAUUGCUGAGAAACAACGAAAACGUAUCUUGGUUGAAACAGCGGUACCCGCCAUUGCAACUUCCGAUGGACAACCUGCAAACAAGAUAUCAGCUAUCCAUGGAUUUUUUCACGCUGUUAAAGCAGUUAAGACAUUUUCUAUAGUUGUUGCUGUGUUGGCGUUCUGUGUACUGACUCCAACUGUGCUUGGGACGGUGAUACACUAUUCUAAUUGUAGUGCGUCAUGCCACCAGAUGUGGUACGUAGUUUGUAACUAUCAACUUUAUGGAAUAAACUCGAUCGUGAAUGCUUUCAUCUAUGGAAUGAGACAUGUCAAAUACAGAAAAGCGUAUCGAUAUAUUCUACUUAAAAUACUUCGCUGUAAUCAGCCUGGCAACUAG
Messenger RNA from Paramuricea clavata, 978 nucleotides. The record is from the annotation of a GenBank genome assembly. NCBI's taxonomy places the organism in Eukaryota, Metazoa, Cnidaria, Anthozoa, Malacalcyonacea, Plexauridae.